CAGAAAAAGAAUUAUGUGCAUCGAUCGUCGAUUUUCUUAAAUAAACGCCAAUAUUAUUGAGACAUUGAGAAGAACUUAGCUUAAUUAUGUCUAUUCGAAAUAUCAAAUCAAAUUUUUUAUUUAUAAAUAAACUACAAUGUUUUAAAUACAGUACAUCACCUAAAUCUGUGGCUACAGUAACAUUAAACGAAAAGAACUUCAUUGCAGAUGAAUAUACAAAUCUUACACCGAAAAUAAUUUCAUAUUUGAAUAGAAAUUUGCAUUUGCAACCAAAUAACCCAUUAUGUCUAGUGCGACAAAGGAUUGUAAAAUAUUUCUACUCUUCAUUCACACACGGAGGUAAUCCUACUUUUAGUGUUUAUGAGAACCUCUCUCCAAUAGUGACAACCAAACAGAACUUCGAUGAUUUGUUGAUACCGGAAGACCAUCCCAGCCGGGCGAAGUCAGACUGUUACUACAUAAACAGGAAUAAUUUGCUCCGCGGACAUAUGACGGCACACCAGAGUGAGCUGCUGCGGGCCGGCUUGGACAACUUCCUUAUGAUUGGUGAUGUUUACAGAAGAGAUGAAAUUGACUCCUCCCAUUUUCCUGUUUUUCAUCAAGUGGACGCUGUAAGGUCUCAACUAAAAGAACAGUUAUUUGAAAAUCACCGGGGUCUUAACAUAUUCGAACCUGAUUUUGAUCCAAUGCACCCAAGUGAUUAUAAAAACUCAAUAGAUGACCCUACAAAACAAAGCUGCCACACAUUGGAGGCAGCUAAAUUGAUGGAAACACAAUUGAAAAACCACCUCAUUGGCUUGGUGCAAGCACUGUUCGGAGAAGACAUUAAACACAGAUGGGUCGAUGCUUACUUCCCGUUCACUCACCCGUCUUGGGAGCUAGAAAUAUUUUAUGACAACAAUUGGAUGGAGGUUCUAGGGUGUGGUAUUGUUAGAAAUGAAAUUUUAGCUAAUGCGGGUCCAAACAAUACUAUUGCAUAUGCAUUUGGGCUGGGACUAGAGAGACUCACCAUGGCCCUAUACAAGAUCCCAGAUAUACGAUUAAUGUGGAGUACAGAUUCCGGUUUCCUCAGUCAGUUUCAUGAUAAGGGUAUAGAUGAGAAGAUAACAUACAAGCCUGUAUCUGUUUACCCUCAAUGUGUCAAUGACUUGUCGUUUUGGCUGCCACCAUCCCUAACUAUUGACACUUUCAUGUGCAAUGAUUUCUAUGAUUUAGUAAGAGAUGUAGGUGGUGAUAUUAUUGAACAGGUCAAACUAAAGGAUAAGUUCAUUCAUCCAAAAAAUAAGAAGCACAGUCUUUGCUUCAGUAUUGUUUACAGACAUUUAGAGAGAACUUUGACCCAAGCAGAAGUCAAUGAAGUUCACAAAGAAAUAGAAAAGGCAGCAGUUAACUCAUUUGGUGUUGUAAUUAGAUAGUUUAUAAAAAAAUAAAAUAUUGUGUUACUCAUA
Molecule: messenger RNA, 1448 nt
Organism: Aricia agestis (brown argus)
Lineage: Eukaryota; Metazoa; Arthropoda; Insecta; Lepidoptera; Lycaenidae
Gene: PheRS-m
Product: probable phenylalanine--tRNA ligase, mitochondrial
Exons: 3
Coding region: 87-1415 (442 amino acids)
Biological process (GO): phenylalanyl-tRNA aminoacylation
Cellular component (GO): cytoplasm; mitochondrion
Molecular function (GO): ATP binding; tRNA binding; phenylalanine-tRNA ligase activity
Source: RefSeq, a predicted model, not a curated record